Messenger RNA from Dentiscutata erythropus, 838 nucleotides. The record is from the annotation of a GenBank genome assembly. NCBI's taxonomy places the organism in Eukaryota, Fungi, Glomeromycota, Glomeromycetes, Diversisporales, Gigasporaceae.
GAAUAAUAAGUGCUUAGCUGAAAUUGCAGCUAAAAGUGAAAAUGACAUAGAAAUACUAACAGCAAAAGUAAAAAACAUGAAUACACGUUUAGAAGCUCUUAAAAAAGAACCAGCCUUGGACUCAAUAACGGAAUUAGCCUAUAUGGAUCAAAUAUCAUUGAAAAUGGAACAAUUCGAUAAGCUAAAAAAUUAUAAAAAAUUGGAAGAAAAAUUGGAAGAAUUAAUUAAAGAAAAUUAUAAUUUACAAAUCGAAUUAUUUGCGCUAAAAACGCAAUCUUUAAAUAAUAUGUUUAAUUUAGAGAAAAUAAAAAAAAAAGUUAAAAAUGAUUUACAACUUAAUGAAAAUAUAAAUGAAACUCGAAAAAGUAAUGUAAAUAAAUUCACUAGGAAUUUUGAAAAAGACUUUAAUAAAUUCACUAAGAAUUUUGAGAACCAGGUUAAUAAUGAUCAAAUCAAAAAAAUAAAUUAUCAAGAAAUUGUUGAAAAAAGAAGCAAACAUAAAAUGAAAGAGAUAAAUAACUAUUUAAAAAUACAAGAAAAUACUUUAAAAAAUAAAUUUGAUAACAAUAAAUUAAUGAUAGAAUCAAGCUUUUAUAUUAAAACACCAAAUGAUUUAGAUAAUAUUAUAUAUAACUCUGAAAAAAAAGUAAAAGAAUUAAAUGAUGAAGAAAAUUCAAUUAGAGAUGAGCUUGAGAAAACCAUUAAGCAUACAGAAAAGUUGCGUCAUAAUAAAGAUAGUGAUUACAAAUCCCAAAUAUUAAAACUGGAUACACAAAUUGAAUAUUUAAAGGAAUAUUUGAAAAAUAAUAAUGAUUAUAAAAAAUUGAAGAAGUUUUAG